Molecule: messenger RNA, 6257 nt
Organism: Patiria miniata (bat star)
Lineage: Eukaryota; Metazoa; Echinodermata; Asteroidea; Valvatida; Asterinidae
Gene: focad
Product: focadhesin-like
Exons: 33
Coding region: 16-5517 (1833 amino acids)
Biological process (GO): regulation of post-transcriptional gene silencing
Source: RefSeq, a predicted model, not a curated record
AAUCACAGACUUAAUAUGGCCGAGGAUCUGAAGCGACGAUUGCAUUUUGGCGAUCCAGGCCUAUGCCUGGGAGCAGCCGCCAAACUCUACGGUCAAGUUGUGAGGCAGAAAGAGAAGAUUGCUGGCAGUGGUCCUAUUAACAGCCAGACGCCCCAGAUCGCAGAGCUCAAGAUCCUAUGGGACCAGUGCACAGUGGAGUCCAACUCUGUAUCAAUUGCCUGCAGUGAGACCCUUGUUUCUCUUGUCCGUGACGGCCAUGCAGAUUUUUCCUACGUCAUGAGAGGCCUGCUCAACGUCAUCCCCUCAGCAGUUAGCUGCAUAGGAGCUGUGCAGGCUCUGAGGCAGCUGUUACUUCUGGACAUGCAUGCUUGUGUUGCUGCUGAAGGAACGUAUCACUGUCGGUUUGGUCUGAGGAACCCGCCUCAUCCAUUCAUCUCAGCAUUGACCAGCAGACCAGAUUGCUGGCCGAUCAUACUGCAGGAAGUAUCCAAGCUACUCCAUGCGACAGAUGAAAGGUUCUCUUGUCAUAAUGUACGAAUGCUCAGUCCCUUCCUGUCUUACGUUAUGUUGAAUCCUACCACACCGCAUCAGCUAAUCACCUUCAAGGUUUUGCUGGCCGAAACUCUGCUGCAGGCUGGCACAUCUACGGGUCCUGUUGCCAUGGAUAUUUGCACUUUUUUUCUGGAUUGUCUUCAUCAGAUGAAGGUCAAAAACUUGCAAGAACUGAGUGAAGUCAACGUGUAUCUUGUCAAACUGGCAAACGUUGUGCAGGCUCAGGAGGAGACUAACAAAACGUUGCUGAAGUCACUUUCCAUCGCGGCGUUCACAUUGUGCAAAGAGUGUGUGACCUUUGGCCACGACGUGACCCCUUGCAUAAAGGUCGUUGGCAUGGCGAUGGAGUCAUGUGACAUUGAUCUGGUGGAUGAAUCAGUGAUUUGCUGUCUGAGCUGGCUGUUGCUUAAGGUUCCUCCUGAUCAACUCAAAGGGCUACUCUCUGUCGCUUGGAAAAUCGUGAAUGCUUGUGAACACGAAGAGCAAACUUACACGUCCGGCCUGAAAAUGUUGCUCCUUCCUCUGCUGCGGAUAAUAUCGACACCUGUUUAUACAGAAGUCACCAUGGAAAGGCAGGAAAGAUCAGCCAAUCAGAAACAAGCGUCACAGUUACUGUCUUGUGUCAGUAGAAUUGUUCAGCAGGCAAAGAGAAGGCAGUUACGACAAAAGGAAAAGAUUCCCAAUCACAGCCUGAAUGCCUGGUACCAGCUGAUGCAAAGGUGUGGCCAGCUGUCCCGUACCCUGAUGGGUCAUCCCAAGGCUUCACAUGAUUGGUUGUUCAACCUGCAGUCCAGUUUAUCCUCGGUGGACAACGUGUCACCUCUGGUUGUGCUGAUCGUGUCCUCCCUGUUUUGGGAGAAAGAAGCGGAAGUGGUGCAGGCUUCUCUGAACGUUCUGAUCAACAUUGCAAGUCGGGAUUGUUCUUGGGCUCCCAGCCUGCUACCUCUGUUACUCUACAGGCUUAGUCAGGAGCAUGACCCAGCCAUGACCUUUGACCUGCUGUCUGCCAUCCCAAAGACUGCGACGCACAAAGUCUGCAUGACAGCAGUGAUCCGAGCAUUGCAGUCCCUGGCAAUGGGGGAUGCAGCAUUGACUCCACUAGUGCUGAGGCUCACAACACAGCUGUGGAAAUUACAGGACAGAAGCUUCCCCCACCUUCAGAAACUGCUUUCUCAGUCACCAAGUGGCAUCCCAGGCAGUGAGGAUACAGCCUAUGAGUUGCUUCUAGCUAAGGCUGCUAGCAUCAGGGACGUGUGUGAAUUACGACCCCACCAUGGAGCUGAUCUCCUUCCAUUGCUGUCCAAGCUCUUAAACGAAUGUACAAGUGACAGAGAGUCAAGCAUAGCGGCCAUGGCCUUAGAUGCUCUGUAUACGUUAUGUCAGGCUGAGGUAGUGGACCUACGCACCAUGUGGGCUGUACUGGCCCCUAAACUCACCAAGGAUAACAGACCUCUUGUUCUGCAGAACCUGUGCAAACUUCUUGGCUCAGCGCCAGGUUUACUUGCAGACAGUCAAGACAGUGAGGACUUUUGUGAUGAAGUUGUGGAGCUAUUGUGGAAGUACAGUAACCAUGGCAACCCAGUUGUAUCUUCUGCUGCAUUCACUGCACUGGCCAACUUUCAAGAAGAUGACUUCACACUGGAUGACCUACCACCUGAAGUAGCUCAAGAGGAGAAAGAAAAGAUUGAAAAAGCCAAGCAGAAGGAGACGGGGGACAAAACUGACAAGAAGAGCAGUAAAGAAGAGGAGGAAGAAGAAGAAGAAGAGGAAUAUGAGGCCAUUCCGCCAUCUUGUUAUGUCAAGCUCCUCAUGAAUAUUCAUGAGGAGGUCCUCCCAGCAUACCAAGUUUUCCUGUCAUCACUGUUGGUUGAGGAGGUUAAAAACCUGCCCAGAGGAGUUUACAAGUCUGGCGCGCGACAGAGACAGCAAACAGCAAGUAGGAGCAAAACCUUGGACAGCAUUCCAUCCCUGCUCUUAAAUCGAUUUGAAAGGGUGAAGCAACCAGGUCUGAAACCAGGAUUGGCAGUUGGCUUGUUAUGUUGUUUUGAACCUAAGCGAGAGACAAGCCAACGAGACGAUAAGCCGGGCAGACGUCAUGUUAUCAACAAAGGUAGAGGGUACCAACACAUGAUCAACACUCUCAUGAAUGAGGUGCGUGUUGAGUCCACCAAUUGGUUUGAGCUGAUACAGUUGCCUCAGGCGUGGAUGUCCCUCAUGCAGAAUGCCCUGCCGGCUCUCAUUCAGAGUCGAUGCGCUGAGCUUGAGCUUCAGCGAAGCCACGGCCACCUGGAUGAGAGUCCAGCUGACUUCCAGGCCAGGGUCAACACUGCAUGGCUAUGGGUACGGGAUAAACUGACUGACCAGAUCAAAACAGCUGCCAAGAGCAACUCAUUAGCUCAGAGUAACUCUGUUCUGGCCCUGGCUAGCCUAGCCGUUGUCACGACUCGUCAUUUCCUGGCCUUGGAUAAUGACGAUGACAAUGAGACCAGAUCAUCCAACCAGUCCUCAUCCCAACAUGCUGGGCAGACUCAUUGGCUUGGGGUGGUCAUAGACACACUACUCUCCCUCCUGGGCUUCAAGCCGGCAAGUGAUGCAAAGAUAUUCACCUGGUAUCAACUGCAUUCUGGUGAGCCAGGGGUCGGUUUGCCUGCUGCAGUCCAGGGCAACGCGGCCCUAGGUUUAGCCCUCCUAGCACCCUUCCUCCUGACCACCGACACCCAGCAACUGCACCGCAUCAUCGAUGUAAUGAUUGAGGGGUUACCGGGGCAACCAAAGGCUCAGCGAUCACAUGAUGCCCAGAUGCAUCAUGGGAUGGCGCUGGGCAUGCUGACUGCGAGAUUGUACGAAGAGCAUUACCUGGACUACACAGGGAGUGAGGGAGAGGUGAAAAUGAUUCGCGUGGUGGAUGCCCUCGAGUCAGCUAGUCUGAGCACCAGCGACGGCUCAACCUCCUACGGUGCGUUAUUGGGUCUGGCCCUGGCUCUCUGUGCUAUGACAACAGAGGGAGCCGUUCACACCAAGGCCCACGUGGCCAACGUGCAUCACAAGCUCAUUGCAAGGCUGGAUGGAGAAGAUAAAGAUACCUUGUUUGUUGAGGCCCUGUGUAUGUGCAUAGGAUGUGUGACAGCAGCUGGUUUCCAUAGCAACAUCAUCAGUCCCGCCGUGGCAUUUGAUGUUGCCGUCAAAUUGCAGACACGAUGCCAGGAGCACAACCAGAAUACUGGUGUGGCAGUCAGUACUGGCGUCAUGUUUCAUUGUUUGGUAGGCAGCAGUCAUCCGUCUGUAGCCCCUCUGUUAGCUAAUCUAUUCUCAACUUGGUCCUCUACCAUUGCUAAUCAGACGGCUUCAGUAUCUCAGAAGACGGGAGCAAUGUAUGGUCUGGCAGGACUUGUUACGGGCACAGGACUACUGAUGCAAAAUUGUACUCAGACUCAAAUAACAUCUGAUAUGCAAAACCAGAGGAUUGCUGUUGUUAAGCAAAUUAAUCAGGUAUUGUCUGACUGGUCGGACCCCAGCAUACAAAACACUGCAGCAUUCCUGCUGGGAUAUCUUCAUCUGGUCUCCUCCUCUGCACCAGAAAGUAACACAGGCAUUCCCGCCUCCUAUUCCUAUCUUCCUGAGACCAGCAUUCUGAGGGCCUGCAUGGACCACUUAAUCCUGGCAAGCAAGACAGGUCCUGAGCUUGUACCCCCUAGCAGACUUGAGACAUUGCUUUUGUGUCUCACUGGAAGACGGGGAGCCAUGCCUCCGCUACCUCCAGUCAACUGGACGGCUGUGCUAUCAUCCAUCAUCAGACUGCCAUAUGGUGAGAAGGUUCAUGGUUUGUGUAUGGAGCUAGCAUUGUCCCAGUGUCAGCGUCCAUCUAGUUCUCUGCUCUGUGUAACAGCAUGGUUGUCCCCUUCAAUCUUCACAACAUUCAAGGAAUCUUGUAAAUUGAUCUUGUUCGGGUCCCUUCCUGCUUUGAUGCGAGUUGUCCCAACCAGCAAACUCAAGCCCUUCAUUGAGACAAACCUAAUGGAGCCAUUCCGUGCAGUCGGGGUACACACGCUGGACCAGUGUGAAGUCAUUGUGGACAGUCUACUAGCUGCACUGAGGAUUCCUGACCCAGCGCAAGGGAUUGUUGUCAUACUCCAUAAGGCAGUCAAGGAUGUCUAUAGUCUGGUGCCGGCAACUUUGCAGAAAGCUCACGGCAGAGUUCUCGCCAAGUUGGCUCAAUGUUUGUGCCAUCUUCCAGGGCAAGAGAUUGAUGCUGUUACUUCACCUUUGGCACAGAACAGUUUGCUGAAGGCGACCUUUGUUCGGUCUUACAUCGUAUGUCAAGGCAAGCAGUCCCUGAUGUGGCUCAACCCAUGCAUUGAUGUGGCUAUGAAUGUCGCUGACACGUCACAACACCGGAGCAUGAUAUGGACAUUGCUUGUGGCCCUGGCGCAGUGCGAUUCCAACCGCAGUCAACACACAGCAUCCAUGCCACGUGUACACUGGUUGCUGGAACUCAUGGGCCACGCCAGAAAUAUUGCCCAUGCUAAGACACAGCUGGCUCCCAACAGACCAAUACACACGGCAGUACAGAUCCUACUGGAUGUCUUUGCUGCUGCAAUCGUUGCCUGGUCAUCCAGUGACUUACCCUUAAUCCUGGGCCUUGCUCCCAGCUGGUUAACUGCCCACCAUAGUGAGCAGGGACCAGGGAAGAUGAGUACCAGCGGUGUUGGGUUUCGUGUGAUUGAGCAGCAGGCCAGUGAAGAUGUGUUACAGCUCUUGCCACACAGUUUGCCCUUACUACUGAAGAGAGAGCCAUGGUCUCAGAUAACAGAUAAGGUUUUGAAUUGGUUGCUGGACAUGCAUGAUGUUGAACGCGAUAUGCUGUCACCUAACACAAAAACACACUUGAAAGCGACUAUUUUGAGCCUACGCCACACUCCGGCUUUCAAUAAUCCAGCCUGCUGGACCAGGAUUCACAGCUUAUAGUACAUCAUGAACCAGUAAGAAGGACCUUCUCCAACUAGAAGCUCAGAGGGUUCAAAACAAAAUGAAACAGCCAUAUCUGCUUGAAACAUUGGAGAGGUUAAGUCAUGUGUAUAGUACUAGAAGCUUCAUACAGUAUGCAUUCCCGUCUGUGUAUACGGAAUAGAGUUUUAAGAAAGCAUUUCAGAGAAUCCAUUAUUGGAGUACUGUCUGAAAUAUGAACCGUGUUUAAAAAUGCUGACAAUUAGUUAUGUUUCUUGAAAUAAUAUUCUUUAUUGAUUAGAUUAUAAUCUAAUUGAAGUGAAGCUCAUUGUCAAUCUCUGAUAUUUAACAUGGUCGUGAAAUGAAGAGAUUCUUUUCUCCAUUACAAGAAACUUCAAGAUCACAAGCAUCCUAUGCAUUGCAUAGGGAAAAUGCAUGCAGUGGGGGUCCUACGCAUACACAUUCUUGCGACAACUUGGAAACUUAACCUCUCCAUUGAUAAGUGUACUGGAAAUUGAUUUUUUUUUCUGGCACAAUCGACUUGUUGUUGUACAGUGCACACUGUUCAUAAAACUUCAUCAGUAAUUAAUACAUGUAAUACAUACAUGUACAAUACCUGAAAUAUGCCGAUUAUAUUUUGAUAAAGCAAUAUUUAAACUAAAGUUGGCUUUAGGGGUGCAUUUAAUUGCCGUAAUUUUGGACUAUAAGCUGCGGCUUAUACGUUGAUUUUGCUCAUGAAAAUGUUUACUGCGGCUUAUACG